Messenger RNA from Laccaria bicolor S238N-H82, 2196 nucleotides. RefSeq lists its product as uncharacterized. Gene Ontology annotation, biological process: regulation of DNA-templated transcription elongation; mRNA export from nucleus. Lineage: Eukaryota; Fungi; Basidiomycota; Agaricomycetes; Agaricales; Hydnangiaceae. The annotation marks the transcript as partial. Gene Ontology annotation, cellular component: THO complex part of transcription export complex. The transcript is spliced from 8 exons. The record is from RefSeq and is a predicted model, not a curated record.
AUGACCUCCCUCCAACCUUUCCUCACGUCUCUACUCAAAUCCUUGCCCCCUCCCCCUGCUGCACAAGAUGUCCUUAAUGAACUCAUAAAGAAGACUCUACAGGACGCGAAAGACAAAGCGUCUCCAGAAAAUCGAAAGAGUCAAUGGGAAUACUUGCUCAAGAAUGAAAUAUUUAUUCUUGCCUCGAAGGAAGGCCAGGCUCUCAAAGACCCAAACACGAAAUAUUACGACGAGUUACGCGACAAGCUUGACGUGGUUCUCACAUUCACGGAGCACGAUGCCUGCGAGCAAACCUUCCCCUUCAUAGUCCUCCAAGACCUCCUUGAGACCCAGACGAUCGCCUCUUGUUCUCACAUCUUCUCAUGGAUCGAGGCUCGGGCUGAGAGACUAACUGAGGGAAUGGUUCCGCAGAAGGGCAAAGCACUUAUCCUCUUACGUACGCUGAACGACCUGCUACGCCGUCUUUCUAAGAUGGGGACCACGACAAUCUUCUGUGGUCGAAUCUUGACCUUUUUGAGUGGCGUUUUCCCUCUUGGUGAGAGAAGUGGUGUAAAUCUCCGGGGCGAGUAUGGACCCACAUGGGAGGGCGUUAGUCUGGGGGAGAAAACCAAGGCGGAUGAUAAACAUGUGGAGAUGGAAGUUGCGAAAAGCCUGGAGGAGCCCGAAUCGAAGGAAGGUGAGGCGCAGGGUGAUAAGAUGCAGGUUGACUCCAAAGAGGUGAAAAAGCCGGUGCCAACGGAAGGUCUUGCCGAGAAAAAGGAUGCAUUUUACAACACAUUCUGGGCCCUUCAGCUGCCCUUUUCCAAGCCUCCCCUUUUCGCUGCAGAUGGCACGUUCGAGGACUUUAAGGAACGCGUCAACAAAGUCAUGCCUGUCAUAAAGGAGGCCACUGCUAAAGAAAGGGCGAUGAUGGGAAGCAGAGGUGUAGCAGGGACUGGAGCUUCCCUCAAGCGGAAGAGAGACCUCGACAGUGAAGAGUCGAACUCAAACGAAUAUUUCUUCGCGAAAUUCCUCACGAGCCCUGACCUUCUCGACUUGGAGAUCGCCGAUACCCAUUUCCGUCGCCAAUUUCUGUUCCAACUCCUAAUUCUGCUCAAUCACCUUCUGACUUUCACUAAAACCGCUAAAGCGGCUUGGACCUCCACACGCAACCGAUCACUGCAGAUGGACUUCACGCUCGAGGACAACGAAGCUCAAUGGGUUCAAGAAUCUAUUACCAAGGUUACUGAGGAGUUACGGCAAACAACCCCCAAUGGGCGGAUCUUUGCAGAAACUAUCAGCGCCAUUUUAGAUAGGGAGAAGAACUGGGUUCGAUGGAAAAAUGAGCUUUGUGCUCCUUUUGACAAGGAGCCUUGGUUUGUCGAGCAAGAAGGAAAGUUCCUUGAUUUGUUCGAUGCAACUGCGCCUAUUCGGGCGAAGAUGAGGGAACCACCUGAGGACUGGAAAUGGCAAUUGGGCACGGAACCAUUGACUGAAAUAUGGGACAUGGGCUACAGAGAUUUGACUGAUCUCCAGAAUCCAUUCCAGCCUGGCGACGUGAAAGAUUUCGUCAAGAAAAUCAAACAAGAAGAUGCACGCAUUGAAUUGCGAAAAAGAAAUUUGACCAAGACCGCAGAGCGCCUCGCCCUGGCACAAGCUAGAGCUGCAGCUGCAAAGGCAGCUGUGACUACAGAAACGAAGGAAACGGUUCCGUCAGCGAGUACCUCAGCUGAAACGUUGUCCGCUCCCCGACCCUUAGUCGGAUCAAAUCAAACGAGCUCUUCUCUUCAUCCUUCUCUUCCUCCGAAACCUGGUUCCCCGGUGAAGCCAUCACUUUCUCAAGAUACCGUACGGAAUGCAACACCCGCGCCAGCUGUACCAGUUAUAGCUAUAGCUGCUCCAGUGCCCGCUCCUUCGCCUGCACCAACGCCGGCACCCACAGCAGCUCUUCCUGAUGAGCAAAUAUCGAAAUUUGAGGAGAAUAAACAACGAUGGUCAUGGCUCGCGCUCCGUACAGCCCGCGAUCAAUAUUUGCAACAUUUCGGAAAGAUAGGAACUGGGGACAUUGAACUUCUCGCGCAGGAAAUUGAGAAGGAAAAAGAGAAGCCCCAAAAGGGAGAGGAGUGUUCAGGGUUCAAUUCCUUUCGCUCCCCUACGCUCCCUACCGUGCCAAGACCGCGUCAACCACCUAUGGCGACACACACAUCUCCCCUCAAA